CUUCCAGGGGACAGUUAUGAACAUCUUAGGUGUUACUAGUACUGCUCCGCCACGCCCCCCUCCACGUUUGUAAAUAUAAGGACUAAAUCAAUCUCCCUUAAUAAUGCACCUGACGUGAUAGAGGAGCUCAGAACAAGGAGUGGCGUGGCAGGGAGGCUCAGGUGUUCUUGCUUGACAGUCAUUGACUCGUGGAGCUUUGCUCCUGCACUUUUCUCCCUGAAAAAGCUGCCCAUAGACUUCCACCGGGGCUUUCAGAAAGGGCCCGUAGGCACCAGCCACCAGAACUGAUUAUUUCCUAGCAUUCAGAGAGCGGCUGAGCUGUCUCCCAGAGGAGGCUCUGGGAGGGGAGAGCACCAGCUUUGGCAAAAAAGGAGCCAUUCGCAAGCUUCCCUGGCAGGAAACUAGCGCGCGGACAGAACUGCCCAGCCUUGCGUCAGCGAGGGGAGCCCGCGUUGCUCUCCCCAGCAAGUUUCCUAGGAGUGUCCCUUCUCGCCACGGACACUGCGAAGUCUCCAGUUCUCCGACAGACGUUUUUCCCUCGCAGCAGCUCUGAAGUCGAAGUACUCGCCCGCUGGCUGCAGCGCGGAGUGGAGAGGUCCGCGCGCUGUGGUUAGGGGGAGCCCCGCCAGCCAAAUGUCAGGAUCAGCAUGAGAGGCUGGACUUUAGCCCAGGUCUGUCCUCACCCCGGGGGGCUGCCGGCUUUGCAGGGUGCAUCUUCGAGGAGCUGCUCACUUUUUCCCCUUGCAAGCCUUUGUUCCAAGCCUGACGUUGCUACGAUUCUGUAAUUAACUCCCUCCUCUCCAAAGGAGUCUGGAGGCUGGGAUGCUCUGCCAGCUCAGAGGAUGUUGACUCUGGAGUGGGAGUCCGAAGGACUGCAAACAGUGGGUAUUGUUGUGAUUAUAUGUGCAUCUCUGAAGCUGCUUCAUUUGCUGGGACUGAUUGAUUUUUCAGAAGACAGCGUGGAAGAUGAACUGGAGAUGGCCACCGUUAGACAUCGGCCAGAGGCCCUUGAGCUUCUGGAAGCCCAGAGCAAAUUUACCAAGAAAGAGCUUCAGAUCCUUUACAGAGGAUUUAAGAACGAAUGCCCCAGUGGUGUUGUUAAUGAAGAAACCUUCAAAGAGAUUUACUCGCAGUUCUUUCCACAGGGAGACUCUACAACAUAUGCACAUUUUCUGUUCAAUGCAUUUGAUACGGACCACAAUGGAGCUGUGAGUUUUGAGGAUUUCAUCAAAGGUCUUUCCAUUUUGCUUCGGGGGACAGUACAAGAAAAACUCAAUUGGGCAUUUAAUCUGUAUGACAUAAAUAAAGAUGGCUAUAUCACUAAAGAGGAAAUGCUUGACAUAAUGAAAGCAAUAUAUGACAUGAUGGGUAAAUGUACAUAUCCUGUCCUCAAAGAAGAUGCUCCCAGACAACAUGUGGAAACAUUUUUUCAGAAAAUGGACAAAAAUAAAGAUGGGGUCGUCACCAUAGAUGAGUUCAUUGAAAGCUGCCAAAAAGAUGAAAACAUAAUGCGCUCCAUGCAGCUCUUUGAAAAUGUGAUUUAACUUGUCAAAUAGAUCCUCAAUCCAACAGACAAAUGUGAACGAUUCUACCACACUUAAAGUUGGAGCUACCACUUUUAGCAUAGAUUGCUCAGCUUGACACUGAAGCCUAUUAUGCAAACAAGCUUUGUUUUAAUAUAAAGCAAUCCCCAAAAGAUUUGAGUUUCUCAGUUAUAAAUCUGCAUCCUUUACAUAAUGCCACUGAGUUCAUGGGAUGUUCUAACUCAUUUCAUACCCUGUGAAUAUUCAAAAGUAACAAUCUGGCAUAUAGUUUUAUUGAUUCCUUAGCCAUGGGAUUAUUGAGGCUUUCACAUAUCAGUGAUUUUAAAAUACCAGUGUUUUUUGCUACUCAUUUGUAUGUACUCAGUCUUAGGAUUUUGAAUGGUUUUCUAAUAUACUGACAUCUGCAUUUAAUUUCCAGAAAUUAAUUUUCAUGUUUGAAUGCUGUAAUUCCAUUUAUAUACAUACUUUAAGUAAACAAGAUUAUGACAAUUAAAACACAGUUCCAGUUUCUGUGGCCUUCCCGCCUUCUGUUAGAAAUUAAUUUAUCUGGAAUUUUAAAACAACACUUAACAAUUAGUUUAUUAUCAGAUAGCAUAUGCCUAAUAAAACUUAUUUUAAUAAGCAAUUAAUUUUGCAUAAUAUAUUACAGCCAAGGCCUAUAUAAUUUUGGAUUUGUUCAAUCUUAUAGGCUGUUUUCUAUUGUAUCAAGUGGAAGGUCAAGAAGGCAUCAAACAAAACAAGGAUGUUUACAGACGUAUGCAAAGGGUCAGGAUCUCUAUCCGCCAGUAUAUAGUAAUGCUUAAUAACAAGGACUCCUAACAGCAAGGCCAAAUCUGUCCUCUUUCCCCGACGUCCUUACAGCAUGUUUAUAUUACAAGCCAUUCAGGGACAAAGAAACCUUGACUACCCCCAUUGUCUACUAGGAACCAGCAGUAAGCAAAAUUCAUUUGAAAGCACCAGUGAUUCCAUUACACUGAGAAUUACUACCAAGAUUUAGUAGAAAAUAAAUAAGUUCUCAACAACUAAUCCAGAUUACAGUAUGAUUUAGCUCAUCAUAAAAUUCCAACAAUUCAGAUUAUUUUUAAUGAUCUUAACCAAAACUAUAAAGUUGCCACAUUACUAAAGACACACAUCUUCCCUGUUUUGUAGAAAUAUCACAGAGACCAAGAGGCUACAGAAGGAGGAAAUUUGCCACUGUCUUUGCAACAAUAAUCAGGUAUCUAUUCUGGUGUAGAGAUAGGAUGUUGAAAGCUGCCCUGCUAUCACCAGUGUAGAAAUUAAGAGUAGUACAAUACCUGUACACUGAAAUUUGCCAUCGCGUGUUUGUGUAAACUCAAUGUGCACAUUUUGUAUUUCAAAAAGAAAAAAUAAAAGCAAAUAAAAUGUUUAUAACUC
This is a messenger RNA of Cebus imitator (Panamanian white-faced capuchin), 2939 nucleotides long. RefSeq names its product potassium voltage-gated channel interacting protein 4 (gene KCNIP4). The transcript has 8 exons. Gene Ontology annotation, biological process: regulation of potassium ion transmembrane transport. NCBI's taxonomy places the organism in Eukaryota, Metazoa, Chordata, Mammalia, Primates, Cebidae. Gene Ontology annotation, molecular function: calcium ion binding; potassium channel regulator activity. Gene Ontology annotation, cellular component: voltage-gated potassium channel complex. Bases 843 to 1544 code for a protein of 233 amino acids. The record is from RefSeq and is a predicted model, not a curated record.